This is a messenger RNA of Balaenoptera musculus (blue whale), 9197 nucleotides long. RefSeq names its product Fc fragment of IgG binding protein (gene FCGBP). Lineage: Eukaryota; Metazoa; Chordata; Mammalia; Artiodactyla; Balaenopteridae. Gene Ontology annotation, cellular component: extracellular matrix. The record is from RefSeq and is a predicted model, not a curated record. Gene Ontology annotation, molecular function: protein binding.
CCUGGAGCUAGCCCUGCAGCUCCGGGAACCUGCAGACAUGGGUUCUCUGCGGAGCUGGUGGAUGCUCUGGGCCGGGGCAACCCUCCUGUGGGGGUUGACCCAGGAGGCCUCAGUGGACCCCAAGAACAGCGAGGGGGAGGAAUUCCUCACGGCCUUCCUGCAGAACUAUAAUCUCGGGUACAGCAAAGCCUACCUCUACCUCCUCCUCUCCAGUCUGUCGGACAGCCUCACCUCAGUCUCCAUCCUCAGCCGGGUAGACGGCACCUCACAGAAGGUCACUGUGGGGCCCGGGCAGUCAGUCAUGGUCAACAUCACUGCCAAGGCUGAGAUGGUCGGCAGCAAUACCUUCAAGCGUGCGGUGGUGGUCCACUCUGACCGCACCAUCUCUGUGCAGGCAAUAAACGCUAAGCCCAGCACAGCAGAUGUGACACAGCUGUGGCCUGUCCGCGCCCUAGGCACUGAGUACUUUGUGCUCACACCCGCCAGCGCUUCGUCCCAGAAUCUCAAGGAGUUUGCUGUGGUGGCGGGUGCAGCCGGUGCCUCUGUCAGUAUACAGCUGAAGGGGUCAGUGACAUUCCAGGGCAAGUCCUACUCAGCGGGCAAUGUCCUGAGUGUGACUCUGGACCCCUACCAGGUGGCCCAGGUGCAGAGCACAGCUAACCUCUCAGGGUCAAAGGUCACAGCCAGCAGCCCCGUGGCUGUCCUCUCCGGCCACAGCUGUGCCCAGAAAAACACAAACUGCAACCAUGUGGUGGAGCAGCUGCUACCCACGUCUGCCUGGGGCACCCGCUAUGUGGUGCCCCCUCUGUCCCUCCAGACCCGCCAGGACCUGGUCUAUGUCGUGGCCAGCCAGGCCACGAAGCUGACCUACAACCUCGGGGGCACCGCUGGCUCCCGUGGGCUCCAGGCAGGUGACGUGACAGAGCUUGAGAUCCAGCAGUCCUGGCCACUCUACCUGUCUGCAGAUGUGGGCAUCCAAGUCCUGCUGUUUGGCACGGGUACCACCAAAGAUGGAGAGACCUAUGACCCCCACCUGGUCCUGAUCCCAGACGUGGCAGCCUACUGCCCUGCCUAUGUAGUGAAGAGCGUGCCAAACUGUAAGUGCACGGCCCUGGUAGUGGCACCAACAAAGGCUGCUGGUGAGCUGACCAUAGACGGGCAGAGGCUGGGGGCCAAGCUCACCUGGGCCGCUGUGCCAGGCAGUGAGUUCUCAUAUGCUGAAGUGGACCUCGGCACUACGGACAGUAUCCAUGUGGCUGAGGCUGCUACCAACUUUGGGCUGCUCACCUUUGGGCUGAACCAGGACGUGAGCUUUGGGACAGCAGCUGCCUGCGGCCGGACCGUGCAGACCCAGGAGGAGGCCUCCUGCAAAGGCAAGCAGUGCGGUCCCAAGCAGCUCUGCAAGGUGCUGGAUGGGCAGGCCAGGUGCGUGGCGGCCUCCGUGGCCACCUGCCGCGCCCAGGGUGACCCCCAUUACACCACCUUCGAUGGCCGCCGCUAUGACAUGAUGGGCACGUGCUUGUACUCGAUGGCGGAGCUGUGCAGCGACGACCAGACCCUGCCUGCCUUCAGCGUCGAGACCAAGAACGAGCACCGGGGCAGCCGCAGAGUCUCUUACGUGGGCUUGGUUACCGUGCGCGCCUACAGCCACGCGGUGUCGCUGGCCCGCGGGGAAGUUGGCUUCGCUCGGAUCGACAGCCAGCGCUCACGCCUGCCUGCCUCCCUGGCUGAGGGCCGCCUGCGCGUGUACCAGAGUGGGACACGGGCCGUGGUAGAGCUGGACUUCGGGCUGGUAGUCACCUAUGACUGGGAUGCCCAGCUGGCACUGAGCCUGCCCGCGCACUUCCAAGGCCAGGUGUGCGGUCUGUGUGGCAACUAUAAUGGUGACCCCACUGAUGACUUCCUUACACCUGAAUGGGAGCAGGCUCCUGAUGCCGUGGAGUUUGCCAGGAGCUGGAAGCUGGACGACGAGGACUACCUAUGUGAGGACGGCUGCCAGGACAGCUGUCCCUCCUGCACCCCAGACCAGGCCCAGCACUAUGAGGGCAGCCGUCUCUGCGGCACGCUGACCCAGCCCGAUGGCCCCUUUGCUGUCUGCCGUGAUGCCCUGGACCCCCAGCCCUUCCUGAAGGAAUGUGUAUAUGACCUGUGUGUGGCCCAUGGGGACCGGGCCAGCCUGUGCCGUGCCCUUAGCGCCUACGCCCAGGCCUGUCUGGAGUUUGGCAUCUCUGUUGGGAACUGGAGGUUGCCAGCCAGCUGCCCCCUGUCCUGCCCCGCCAACAGCCGCUACGAGCUCUGCGGCCCCGCCUGCCCGGCCUCCUGCAACCCCCCCGCGGCGCCGUCCAACUGCUCCGCGCGCCCGUGCGUCGAGGGCUGCGUGUGCCUCCCGGGCUUCGUGGCCAGCGGCGGCGCCUGCGUGGCCGCCUCGUCCUGCGGCUGCAACUUCGAGGGCCGCCCGCUAGCUCCCGGCCAGGAGGUGUGGGCCGAUGAGUAUUGCCGGCGGCGCUGCACCUGUGACGCCGCCACCAAGCAGAUGCGCUGCAGCGACACGCAGGGCUGCCCAGCGGGCGAGCGCUGCCGCGUCCAGAACGGUCUCCUGGGUUGUUACCCCGACCGCUUCGGGAGCUGCCAGGCGUCUGGGGACCCGCACUACGUGACCUUCGACGGCCGGCGCUUCGACUUCAUGGGCACCUGCACGUACCUGCUGGCCGGCUCGUGCGGCCAGGCCGCGGGGCUGCCUGCCUUCCGGGUGCUGGUGGAAAACGAGCAUCGGGGCAGCCAGAGGGUGAGCUACACGCGCGCCGUGCGCGUGGAAGCUCGCGGCGUGAAGGUGGCCGUGCGCCGGGAGUACCCUGGGCGAGUGCUGGUGGACGGCAUCCUUCAGUACCUGCCCUUCCAGGCGGCAGAUGGGCAGGUGCAGGUGUUCCACAAGGGCCAAGAUGCUGUCGUGCGCACAGACUUUGGCCUGACUGUCACCUAUAACUGGGAUGCCCAUGUGACUGCCAAGGUGCCCAGCAGCUAUGCGGGGGCCCUUUGCGGGCUCUGUGGGAACUUCAAUGGGGACCCAGCUGACGACCUGGCUCUGAGGGGUGGAGGCCAAGCUGCCAACGCACUGGCCUUCGGGAAGAGCUGGCAGGCGGAAACAAGGCCAGGCUGUGGAGCAGCUGAGCCAGGCGACUGUCCCAAGCUGGACACCCUGGUGGCCCAGCAGCUGCAGAGCAAGAAGGAGUGUGGGAUCCUUGCCGACCCCAGUGGGCCCUUCCGGGAGUGCCACCACACACUGGACCCACAGGGUGCUGUGCGAGACUGCGUCUACGACCGCUGCCUGCUGCCAGGCCAGUCUGGACCACUGUGUGACGCACUGGCCUCCUAUGCUGCUGCAUGCCAGGCCGCCGGGGCCGCUGUGCACCCCUGGAGGAGUGAGGAACUCUGCCCCCUGAGCUGCCCGCCCCACAGUCACUACGAGGCGUGUUCCUACGGCUGCCCGCUGUCCUGCGGAGACCUCCCGGUGCCUGGGGGCUGUGGCUUCGACUGCAAAGAGGGCUGCGUGUGUGAUGAGGGCUUCGUGCUCAACGGUGAGUCCUGCGUGCCGCUGCCCUCCUGUGGCUGCGUGUACCAGGGCACCUACCACCCGCCCGGCCAGACCUUCCACCCGGGGUCGGGGUGCAAUUCCCUUUGCCGCUGUGAGGAGGGUGGCCUGGUGUCCUGUGAGCCCUCCAGCUGUGGCCCACACGAGGCCUGCAAGCCGUCCGGUGGCGUCCUGGGCUGUGUGGCCGUGGGUUCUGCCACCUGCCAGGCAUCGGGAGACCCGCAUUACACCACCUUCGACGGCCGCCGCUUCGACUUCAUGGGCACCUGUGUGUACACGCUGGCUCGGACCUGCGGGACCCGGCCUGGCCUGGCCCAGUUUGCCGUCCUGCAGGAGAACGUGGCCUGGGGCAAUGGGAAAGUCAGCGUGACCAGGGCGAUCACGGUCCAGGUGGCCAACUUCACCCUGCGGCUGGAGCAGAGGCAGCGGAAGGUCACGGUGAAUGGUGUGGACAAGAGGCUGCCCGUGGUGCUGGCCGAGGGCCGGGUCCGCGCCUCCCAGCAUGGCUCAGACGUUGUGAUCGAGACUGACUUUGGCCUGCGCGUGACCUACGACCUCGUGUACAAUGUGCGGGUCACCAUCCCAGGCAACUACUACCAGCAGCUGUGUGGCCUGUGUGGGAACUACAAUGGCAACCCCAAGGACGACUUCCAGAAGCCCGACGGCUCACAGGCAGGCAGCUCCAAUGAGUUCGGCAGCUCCUGGGAGGAGGCAGUGCCGGGCUCUCCCUGCGCGCCCACCUGCAAGCCUGGCGGAAGCUGUGACACAGAGCUGGAGUGUAAACCUGAGCUGCAGGAGAACUACGAGCAGCAGCAGUUCUGUGGGCUCCUCACCAGCCCCACGGGGCCGCUGGCUGCCUGCCACGAGCUGGUGGAUCCCCAGGGUCCCUUGAAAGAUUGUGUCUUUGAUCUCUGUGUGGGUGGCGGGAACGAGAGCAUUCUCUGCAGCAACGUUCAUGCCUAUGUGAGUGCUUGCCAGGCAGCUGGAGGCCACGUCGAACCCUGGAGGACCGAAUCUUUCUGUCCGAUGCAGUGCCCCCCUAACAGCCACUACGAGCUCUGUGCAGACACCUGCUCCCUGGGCUGCUGGGCACUCAGUGCCCCCCCGCAGUGCCCGGAUAGCUGUGCCGAGGGCUGCCAGUGUGACUCCGGCUUCCUCAACGACGGCCAAGCCUGCGUGCCCAUCCAGGAAUGCGGCUGCUACCACGACGGUGUCUACUACGAGCUGGGGCAGACUGUACUCAUUGACAACUGCCAGCAGCAGUGCGUGUGCCAUGCCGGAAAAGGCCUGCUGUGCCAGGACCACAGCUGCAAUCCAGGGCAGCUGUGCCAGCCCUCGGGAGGUGUCCUGAGCUGCGUCAACAAAGACCCGUGCCAUGGUGUGACGUGUCGGCCACAGGAGACAUGCCAGGAGAAGAAUGGCCAGGGUGUGUGCGUGCCCAACUACGAGGCCACGUGUUGGCUGUGGGGUGACCCACACUACCACUCUUUCGAUGGCUGGAACUUUGACUUCCAGGGCACUUGUAACUAUGUGCUGGCAUCAACCAGCUGCCCAGGGAGCAGUGCCCAGGGCCUGACAUCCUUCACUGUCACCACCAAGAAUGAGAACCGGGGCAACCCUUCUGUGUCCUACGUGAGGCUGGUUACCGUGACCACCCUCAACACCAACAUCUCCAUCCACAAAGGCGAGAUUGGCAAAGUCCGGGUGAACGGCGUGCUGACGGCAUUGCCUGUCUCUGUGGCCAGUGGGCGGCUUUCAGUCACCCAGGGCGCAUCGAGAGCGGUGCUGGCCACCAACUUCGGGCUGCGGGUCAGCUAUGACUGGGAUUGGCGAGUGGAGGUGACGCUGCCUAGCAGCUAUCAUGGUGCGGUGUGUGGGCUCUGUGGGAACAUGGACCGUAACCCCAGCAACGACCGAGCCUUCCCUAACGGCACGCUGGCUCCCUCCAUACCCGUCUGGGGCGGCAGCUGGCGGGUUCCAGGCUGGGACCCACUGUGCUGGGAUGAAUGUCAGGGGUCCUGCCCAACAUGCGCGGGACCGACUGGAGGAGUACAGGGGCCCCGCUUCUGUGGACCCCUGGCCCCUGGCUCCGGAGGCCCUUUCGCUGCCUGCCAUGCCCACGUGGCCCCUGAUAGCUUCUUCAAGGGCUGCGUUCUGGAUGUCUGCCUGGGCGGUGGGGCCCAGGACAUACUUUGCCAGGCUCUGGCUGCCUAUGCCGCUGCCUGCCAGGCUGCUGGGAUUGUCAUUAAGGACUGGAGGACGCAGGCCGGCUGCGAGCUCUCCUGCCCAGAAAACAGCCACUACGAGCUCUGCGGCCCACCCUGCCCAGCCAGCUGCCCGUCUCCUGCACCCCCCACCGCCCCUGCCCCAUGUGAGGGCCCCUGCACCGAGGGCUGCCAGUGCGACUCAGGCUUCGUGUUGAGCGCCGACCGCUGCGUUCCCCUGGAUGGUGGCUGCGGCUGCUGGGCCAACGGCACCUACCACGAGGCAGGCAGCGAGUUUUGGGCUGAUGCCACCUGCUCCCAGCGGUGCCACUGCGGGCCUGGCGGUGGCUCACUGGUCUGCAAGCCUGCCAGCUGUGGGCUAGGUGAAGAGUGUGCCCUACUGCCCUCAGGCCAGCAUGGCUGCCACCCUAUCAGCACAGCUGAGUGUAAGGCCUGGGGUGACCCCCAUUACAUCACCCUGGAUGGACACCAUUUCAACUUCCAAGGCGCCUGCGAGUACCUGCUGAGUAUGCCCUGCCACGGACUACCCCCGGGGGUAGAGAACUUCACGGUCAUUGUAGCCAAUGAGCACCGGGGCAGCCAGGCCGUCAGUCACACCCGCACUGUCACCCUGCACAUCUACGGCCACAGCUUCACCCUCAGUGCCCGCCGGCCUCGACAGCUGCAGGUGGACGGCAAGCUGGUGGCGCUGCCCUUCCAGCUGGACUCGCGCCUGCGCGCACACCUGAGCGGCGCCGACGUGGUGGUAACCACGGCCACGAUGAUCUCGCUGGCUUUCGACGGAGACAACAACGUGCGCCUGCGCGUGCCGGCGGCGUACGCGGGCGCCCUUUGUGGCCUGUGCGGGAACUACAACCAGAACCCGAAAGACGACCUGAAUGCGGUGGGCGGGAACCCGGGCGGCUGGCAAGUGGGCGGCGCCAAGGGCUGCGAAGAGUGCGUGCCCGGGCCGUGCCCGCAACCCUGCACGCAGGAGCAGCAGGAGCCCUUCGGCGGCCCGGACGCCUGCGGCGUGAUCUCUGCCCCCGACGGCCCGCUGGUUCCUUGCCACAGCCGCGUGCCGCCCGCGCAGUACUUCCAGGCCUGUUUGCUGGACACCUGCCAGGCUCAGGGCCAUCCGGGAGGCCUCUGCCCUGCCGUGGCCGCCUAUGUGGCAGCCUGCCAGGCCGCUGGGGCCCAGCUCGGCGAGUGGAGGCGGCCGGACUUCUGUCCCCUCCAGUGCCCGGCCCACAGUCACUACAAGCUCUGUGGUGACUCCUGCCCUGUGAGCUGCCCGAGCCUCUCAGCGCCCGAGGGCUGUGAAUCCACCUGCCGGGAGGGCUGUGUCUGCGACGCUGGCUUUGUGCUGAGUGGAGACACCUGCGUGCCUGUGGGCCAGUGCGGCUGCCUCCACGAGGGCCGUUACUACCCGCUGGGCGAGGACUUCUACCCGGGUUCUGAGUGUGGGCGGCGCUGCGAGUGUGGGCCGGGCGGCCAGGUCAGCUGCCAGGAGGGCGCGGCCUGUGGGCCCUAUGAGGAGUGCCGGUUACAGGACGGGGUCCAGGCCUGUCGCCCUACAGGCUGUGGCCGCUGCCUGGCCAGCGGGGGCGUCCACUACAUUACCCUCGACGGCCGUGCCUACGACCUGCAUGGUUCCUGCUCCUAUAUCUUGGCCCAGGUCUGCCACCCGCAGCCUGGGGACGAGGACUUUACCAUUGUGCUUGAGAAGAAUGCGGCUGGAGAUCCCCAGCGUCUGGUGGUUACUGUGGCUGGCCAGGUUGUGGGCCUGGCUCGAGGGCCGCAGGUCACUGUGGACGGCGAGGCCGUAGCCCUGCCUGUGGCUGUGGGCCACGUGCGGGUGACCGCCGAGGGCCGGAACAUGAUUCUGCAGACCACCAAGGAGCUGCGUCUUCUCUUUGACGGCGAUGCCCACGUCCUCAUAUCCAUCCCUAGCCCCUUCCGUGACCGGCUUUGUGGCCUCUGUGGGAACUUCAACGGCAACUGGAAUGAUGACUUUGUCCUGCCUGAUGGCGCCGUGGCCCCCAGCGUGGAUGCCUUUGGAGCCGCAUGCGGGCGCCCAGCUCCCUCCCAGGGCUAGCGAGGCUGCGGGCCCCAGGGCUGCCCACUGUGCUCAGCAGAGGAGACGGCGCCGCAUGAGAGCCUUGAGGCCUGCGGGCGGCUCCGGGAUGUCAAGGGCCCCUUCUCCGCCUGCCAUGCGUCUCUGAGCCCCUCUGAGUACUUCCGCCAGUGCGUGUAUGACCUCUGUGCCCAGAAGGGCAACAGUGCCGCCCUCUGCCGCAGCCUGUCAGCCUACACAGCGGCCUGCCAGGCAGCUGGCGUGGCCGUGAAGCCCUGGAGGACAGACAGCUUCUGCCCGCUCCAGUGCCCUGCCCACAGCCACUACUCCAUCUGCACGCGCUCCUGCCAGGGCUCCUGUGCGGCUCUCUCUGGCCUCACGGGCUGCACCACCCGCUGCUUUGAGGGCUGUGAGUGUGACGACCGCUUCCUGCUGUCCCAGGGUGUCUGCAUCCCUGUCCAAGACUGCGGCUGCACCCAUGACGGCCGAUACUUGCCGGUGAACUCCUCCCUGCUGACCUCAGACUGCAGCGAGCGCUGUUCCUGCUCCUCAAGCUCCGGCCUGACGUGCCAGGCGGCCAGCUGUCCGUCAGGCCGCGUAUGCGAGGUCCAGGCUGGGGCCCGGGACUGCUGGGUCCCCCAUGGCCUCUGUUCCCUCUCUGUGGAUGCCAACCUCACCACCUUCGAUGGGGCCCGCAGUGCCGUCAGCUCCCCCGGCAUCUACGAGCUCUCUUUCCGCUGCCCAGGACUACAGGAGACCGUCCCGUGGUACCGUGUGGUCGCUGAUGUCUGGCCCUGCAACGGCAAAGCUGAAGUUCUGGGCCGGGUUCACAUCUUCUUCCAGGAUGGACUGGUGACCGUGACCCGAAACAAGGGCGUGUGGGUGAAUGGUCUCCAAGUGGGUCUCCCAGCUGAGGUGUUAACAUCUGUGUCCGUGAGUCGGAAUCCGGAUGGCUCCGUGCUAGUCCAGCAGAAGGCGGGGGUUCGGGUGCAGCUUGGCACCCAUGGGCAGCUGGCUGUGGUGGUCAGCGAUGACCAUGCCGGGAUGCUGUGUGGGGCCUGCGGAAACUUUGACGCAGACCAGACCAACGAUGGGCAUGACUCCCAGGAGGAGACAGCAUUGGAGAAGUGGAGAGCACAGGACUUCUCCCCAUGUUAGGACUGAGCAGUCAUCCACCGGGAAUGAGGACUUCAGGACCCGAACCUCCUGGAGGUUGCAAUAAUUGAAGGAUGCACUCUGUCACUGUAUGUCCCUCAUCCACUCUACCCCUUUGCUGAGCCACUGAGGCCAACUGUGAAAGCAUUGAAUAAAUAGCUUAAGCUAAGCU